AUGAUGACAAAAUUCUACCAGCACAUACUUGCCUUGGCAUUUGCUGUGAAAGAGAUUAAUGAAAACGCCAAGAUCUUACCCAAUAUCACACUGGGCUUCCACAUCCAUGACAGCUAUCAUGAUGCAAGGAUGACAUACCGAAGCACUAUUGACCUGCUCUUCAAAUCACACCGAUUUGUCCCCAACUAUAAAUGUGACACCCAGAAAAACCUCAUAGCCAUCAUCGGGGGAAUUAGCUAUGAUACCUCCUUUCAUAUGAGAGACAUCAUAGGUCUUUAUAAGAUUCCACAGUUGCACCGUUUUCUUCAUGAAAUUUCAUUCAACAACUCAGCUGGAGAAACAAUGUUCUUUACUAAUAAGAGAGAAAUGGGAGGUGGAUUUGACAUCAUGAACAUGGUCACCUUCCCAAACAAGUCUUUCCUUCGAGUGAAGGUUGGAUGGGUAGAUCCCAAUGCUCUCAACAGAAAAGAAUUCACCAUUCAUGAGGACCUGAUUAUAUGGAACAAAGCUUUUAACCAGAUGACACCCAUUUCUGUGUGUAAUGACUACUGCCGGCCUGGUAAUCAGAAGAACAGGAAGGAAGGGCAGAAGUUUUGCUGCUACGAUUGUAUGCUAUGUCCAGAAGGGAAGAUGUCAAACCAGAAUGAUAUGGAUGACUGCAUCAGAUGCCCAGCAGAUCAGUAUCCAAACCAGAAGAAAAAUGGGUGCAUCCCAAAAAGAAUAAGCUUUCUUUCUUAUGAUGAAUCUUUUGGGAUCAGCUUGGCCUCCCUUGCUCUUUCUUUUUCCCUGAUCACAACUUUGGUGAUAGGAACUUUUAUUAAAUACAAAGAAACUCCCAUUGUCAAAGCCAACAACCUCGAUCUCACUUACAUUCUCCUCAUUGCCCUCCUGCUCUGCUUCCUCUCAUCAUUUCUGUUCAUCGGACACCCUGGGAAAGUGACCUGCCUUCUUCGUCAACCAACGUUUGGCAUCGUCUUCUCACUGGCUGUUUCAUGUGUGUUGGCAAAGACUGUGACUGUAGUUGUAGCGUUCAUGGCCACUAAGCCAGGGUCCAGCAUGAGGAAGUGGGUAGGAAAACGGCUGGCCUAUGCCAUUGUCCUUUCCUGCUCUCUUACUCAAGCAAGUAUUUGUACUGUGUGGUUGAUGACUUCUCCCCCGUUCCCCCAACUAGACAUGGACUCAGUAGCAGAAGAAAUCAUUGUUCAAUGUAAUGAAGGCUCAGUGACCCUGUUUUACUGUGUCCUGGGCUACAUGGGCCUCCUGGCCAUUGCCAGCUUUAUUGUGGCAUUUGCAGCUCGCAAAUUGCCAGACAGUUUUAAUGAAGCCAAAUUCAUUACUUUCAGUAUGUUGCUGUUUUGCAGUGUUUGGCUGUCCUUUGUCCCAACCUACCUGAGCACCAAAGGGAAAUCCAUGGUGGUGGUGGAGAUCUUCUCCAUCUUGUCUUCAAGUGCUGGAUUGUUGGGCUGCAUCUUUUUCCCUAAAUGUUACAUCAUUUUCCUGAGGCCUGAGCUGAACAAUAGGGAUCAAAUAAUGAAAAAGAGCUGA
Molecule: messenger RNA, 1545 nt
Organism: Lacerta agilis (Sand lizard)
Lineage: Eukaryota; Metazoa; Chordata; Lepidosauria; Squamata; Lacertidae
Product: vomeronasal type-2 receptor 26-like
Exons: 4
Coding region: 1-1545 (514 amino acids)
Biological process (GO): G protein-coupled receptor signaling pathway
Cellular component (GO): membrane
Molecular function (GO): G protein-coupled receptor activity
Source: RefSeq, a predicted model, not a curated record